AUGCCGAUGCAUGGUGGUUGUCCUCUAAAGAGAAUUUUUGGGCAACACACCCAAAUGCGACAUGGGCCCAAUUCAAAAAGGUUUUCCUCCAAAAUUACUUUUGCUUGGAACUUCCGUGACAAGAAGGAAGUUCAGUUCAUGAACUUCUACCAAGGAUCUAAGUCGAUCCUUGAGUAUCAGCAGGCUUUUGAGGAACUAUUCUACUUUGCCCCUCCGCACAUGAAGCUCGAGGAAGUCAAGGCGAGGAAAUUUAAGAAAGGGCUUAUGCCUAAUAUCGGUACAUCGAUGGUGCUACAUAAGUACCCCACCUAUGUUGAGACAGUUCAAGCUGCUAAAGUAAUAGAGGAUCAGCAGAUGGAGAACUAUAGAGCCAUUCAGGCCGGAAAGAGGCCCAUGACCUCCUAUGAUUCUCGGGGAUCUACCAAGUUCCAAAAGAGAGGUUCCUACACAACUGCUCCCCUGAUUCAAUCCCGCAGGCUUGAUGCGACCCAAGCACCCAAGCUCACAUCGAACCCUCACUAUGGGACCCAGACCCUCAUAUGCUAUAACUGCAAGGAGACUAGGCACAUGAUCAAGGAUUGCUCGUACCCUCGACAGACAAAUGCUUGGCCAAGUGUGUCAUCUAAGGCGCCCCAAGCACGAGCAGCUAUUCGUGCCCUCCUUCCUACUCCAACCAACAGAACUCAAGGGCGCGUGUACUCUGUCACUAACGAGGAAGCCCAGGCUGAUCCCAGUGUUAUUACAGGUAUGAUUUUUGUUUGUUCCCAACCUGCCUAUGUAUUGUUUGACUCGGGGGCGUCGCAUUCUUUCGUAUCCCCGUUAUUUACUAAGAAGAAGCCAAUCAAACCAAAGCAAAUGGCUCAGAAUCUGAUAGUCAGUACGCAAACGGAUAGCAAGGUUGAACUCAACAUGAUUUAUGGUCCUUGUCUCGUAUGUGUGUGUGACCACGGGCUAGAAGCAAGUUUGAUAGUUCUGGACAUGAAGGACUUCGAUGUAAUCUUGGGCAUGGAUUGGUUGUCCACUCAUGGGGCCAGUCUAAUCUGUGCAGAGAGGAAGGUCCUGUUCAAGCCAGUUGGAGCUGAAGAGUUUGUAUUCAAGGGCAUUAGAUGGGAGAAACCCAAGAAAGCUAUUAUCUCUGCUCUCCAAGUCCAGAAGUUAUUGGGCGAGGGAUGUCAGUGCUACCUAGCCUCUGUGGUAGACACUGAAGCUAAAGUUAAACCUAUGGAAGAGAUAAGUGUGGUGAAGGACUUCCAGGAUGUCUUUCCAGAAGAUUUGACACGGUUGCCACCAGAUCGUGAGAUGGAGUUCAUGAUUAACCUGGCACCUGACACAGCCCCAGUAUCAAAAGCUCCCUAUAGGAUGGCCUCAACUGAAUUGAAGAGCUACAGGAUGGCCCCAACUGAAUUGAUGGAGUUCAAUCUAUUUCUUCUAUAUUUAGAUUAA
This is a messenger RNA of Telopea speciosissima, 1443 nucleotides long. RefSeq lists its product as uncharacterized. Lineage: Eukaryota; Viridiplantae; Streptophyta; Magnoliopsida; Proteales; Proteaceae. The coding region runs from base 1 to 1443 and encodes 480 amino acids. The transcript has 2 exons. The record is from RefSeq and is a predicted model, not a curated record.